CCGGCCUCUCGUUUGCCGCGGCUCAGGGCCGCGCAGAUGGGUCGGCUCUGAGGGCCUGUGCUGUCGCUCCUGCCGGACUGGGUUCCGGAGACGACGUCUCGCCGAGCGGAGGGACCAGGCCGAGUGGGCCUUCGCUCGUCCCGCGCGGCUCGUCCCCAGGCCCGGCGCCCCCGCUUGGGUUCCAGGGCUCACACCUGCCCAACCCGCCCCCGUUUUCUUUUUUAAUUUCCCGGCCAAAAUAGGUUUUUCUCCCCCACCGUGGCGUCCAGUGGCCUCAGAGCUCCAGAAAGCUUUCGAUGAGCUUAUCCCAACAUUUAAAAACGGGGCUCUGGAAAUUGGGAGGCCUCGAGAGCCUCCCUUAGGGCACCAGGUGACCGGCUCCUGCGUUCCUUCUUAACUCUCCGAAGUUGAGCAGCCCCUUCCUGUCUUUUCAAACUCACUACCGCCCGAUGUGCCAUGGCACCCAAGCCAUGGGGUGAGUGGAGCAUGGCCCUGUCCCACCUGGCGCUGGGAGUGGUGUCUCUGCAUGCAGCUGUGAGCACUGUCCAGGCAAAUCGAGGGGCUGCUGCUGGCUUCCUGCUCCAGGCCUUGGCUGCUGCCACCAUGCUGGCCCCAGGGCUGGGCACAGAUGAAGACUGUCUUGCUGGAGCCUGGGUGGCCACUGUCAUUGGCCUGCCCCUUCUGGCCUUCGAUUUCCACUGGUGUACUAACGGUCACUUGAUGUGCGCUGGCUGUUUUAUCCACCUACUAGCAGAUGCCCGGCUGAAGGAGGAGCAGGCCACAUGCCCCAACUGUCGUUGUGAGAUCAGUAAGAGCCUCUGCUGCCGCAACCUGGCUGUGGAGAAAGCCGUGAGUGAGCUGCCCUCUGAGUGUGGCUUCUGCCUGCGCCAGUUUCCCCGCUCUCUCCUGGAGAGGCACCAGAAGGAGGAGUGCCAAGACAGGGUAACCCAGUGCAAGUACAAGCGAAUUGGCUGCCCAUGGCACGGCCCCUUCCACGAGCUGACUGUGCAUGAGGCUGCGUGUGCCCACCCCACCAAGACGGGCAACGAGCUGAUGGAGAUCCUAGAUGAGAUGGACCAGAGCCACCGUAAGGAGAUGCAGCUCUACAACAGCAUCUUCAGCCUGCUGAGCUUCGAGAAAAUCGGCUACACAGAGGUCCAGUUCCGGCCAUACCGCACAGAUGACUUCAUCACGCGCCUGUACUAUGAGACACCGCGGUUCACGGUGCUGAACCAGACAUGGGUCCUGAAGGCGCGAGUGAACGACUCAGAGCGUAACCCCAACCUGUCGUGCAAGCGCACACUGUCCUUCCAGCUGCUCCUCAAGAGCAAGGUCACAGCGCCCCUGGAGUGCUCCUUCCUGCUACUCAAGGGCCCCUACGACGAUGUGAAGAUCAGCCCAGUUAUCUACCACUUUGUCUUCACCAACGAGAGCAACGAGACGGACUAUGUGCCACUGCCCAUCGUGGACUCCGUGGAGUGCAACAAGCUGCUGGCUGCCAAGAACAUCAACCUACGGCUCUUCCUGUUCCAGAUCCAGAAGUAGGAGCCUUCUGCGCUGCCCACACCUGCCUGGCUGCGGCUUUGCAGUGCUGUCUGACCAUUUCAGCAGAGGAGGGGGAGGAACAGAUGUGAACACUGGGAAAUUCUGCAUGCGUGUGCGAAGGUGUGAGCGCUCACCACCCUGCCCUCCACCCUGCCUCCCUGUCCAGGGCACAGAGGCUGGUCCAGGGACACCGCCAAGCAAGCACAGCGGACCUGCCAGCCUCUGUCACUUGGCGAGGCGCCCUGCCUGCCCUGGGCCACACAGGGCUCCUGGGCUGGGCUCAGGGGGCACUGGCUUCAGACAGCAUAUUUGAUUGCAAUUAAAAAGGCACCCUUGUUUCCUACUUUCUGUUUUGUUCGAGGUUAAGGCGUGGCUCUGAUUGGACACAGGGAAGCUUUGGUUUGGCCUGGGGGGUUAGAGCCCACUCAUCCUUCAGUGCGUCCCCUAGGAGACACUUGGAGAUGCUGCCUCAUCCAUUGUAGGCCCCAGCAGGGGAGUGGGCAGGGCCAGGGAUUUCACAGCAGCCUCAGCACACCCCUAGCCAUUCCAGGGAGGCAGGACUUGGCCACCUGGGCUCAGCAGAUGUUUUGGAAUGCAGGGUGAAAUUCUGUAUCUUCCCAGAAAAUAAAUGAAACUACAGGAUCCUCUAUAAGUUAUGCAAAUUUAGCAAGAGAGAAUCUAUUUUCUAUAUUCAGCCUUGAGGGUGCAGCAUCCCCAGACUGUGAGGAAAGCUUCGGAGGGCCACUGGUGGUGGCCAUGCCUGGCUGGGAGGGUCCCAUGCUCUCAGGGACCAGCUGGUGGUCCUGCGUCCAGAGCCCACUGUGGAGGUCAGCACCUAGGCAGCAUAGUUUCUCACUGGAGAGAGGUGGUCCCUUCCCAGCCUCAACUUUGCUGCCCCAGGAUCCUGCAGCCCAGGCCCCAGUGAGCAUGUCCCGUGUGUGGUCCUCAGGGUAAAAGGAGCCCUAUCUGGAGGACCCUGGUACCCUCGGAGCUACUGGAGAGCUACCCACCCCCCAAGCCCUUUCCUUAGGAGACACAGCUCUUCUAUGAUAGCUUUUCAUUGCUUCAAUACCAAAGAACAGUUUUAUUUGCCCCUGGCCAAGCCCGCACCAUGCCUCAGAGCACUUAUAUUGCUCUGGUCCUACAGGGCUCAGUGGGCAGUGCAACCACAGCCUGGCCUCUCUCUGGGCCUCCUCCCUCUCCUGGCCCUCUAUUCGUUUCUCUUGCCAGGGUGGCUCCCUGAGCUACUCCAAGGAGCCUGUUUGGCUUCCUGCUGUAAGCCCAGGGCAUUGGGCUCUGGGGCAGGGGGCAGUUCCCCCUCCUGCAGACAGCCUGGCCACUGAGGGGACCCAAGAGGUGCUUUGUGUUUGGUUUUCUGCCCUCUACAAAGAAGGACCCCACUGCAGCCUCACCCCACCCCCCACCCCCCUGUCAAUCAUCGAACUUGGGCAUACCCUGGUGUGAGUCCCAUUGCCCUUGGGCUGCCCCCCGCCUGGUGAACACAGGAUGACAUUCAGGUAGAUGCAUGUCAGGUGUCUUGUAUGUAGGAGAUUGUGCUGUGUCACUGCAUCCCAGCCUCUCGGGGACCAACACCCUCUCUGUAGAGCUUCUGGGUUUCCAAGUGAUGGUGUUGUGAAGGCUUCCAGGCAGGGACAGGAUUGCAUGGCCUGCUUGUGUCUGGAUGGCUUGUGUGAAAGAUUGAGUCAGCAGAGGCAGCCUCUGGUGGCUCUCCUGUGUAGGACAGGGUGGGAGAUGGCAGAUUUCUGUGCAGGUGAGGAAAGUAUGUGGCUGCCAGAGGAGACAGGCAGUCCUGGGGCCAGCAGCCCUGCAUGUGCGGCAGGAGGGUCCGCUACAUGUGAGGGCUUACAGCCCACACUUCCUGCAGCCAAGGCUGGUUGUGGGAGUGGGACCACACUCAGAUGGCCCUCCCUUUAGGGGGUAUGGGUGGAUGUGGGGGGUGCCCAAGAGGACUUAUACAUCCCAGCCCUGUGAUGGUCACCUUACAGUUUGGGGCAGCCAGGAACCCUGGGGAAUCUCAGCUGCACGGGGUUGCUAUAAACCUAUGGCAUCUCACUCUCACUGGGCCAUUGAUUUACAGAGACACCAGUGGUCUGUCUCCAAGACCCCUUGCCAUCUUGGCAUCCUGACCUGGAGCCGGUGGAGAUGUGGGGGAGGCUGGGGGCUCAGAUCAAGCUAGCCCUCUCCCUCUUAUCCCCACUCCCUGGGAGUACUCCAUCCUCAGUUCACUCAAAGUGAGACAUUUCAAAAAUAAUAAAAACAAUUUUUUAAAGAGUGGAGUGAGACGUGUUUUUACCGCUGUUAGAAAUGACCUACAUGUCACUUUUGUGGUCUGAGUUCUCUGUGGAUAUUUUCUGUAUGUAACUAUAGUUUUAAAAAAAUUACGAACCA
This is a messenger RNA of Miniopterus natalensis, 3954 nucleotides long. The record is from RefSeq and is a predicted model, not a curated record. NCBI's taxonomy places the organism in Eukaryota, Metazoa, Chordata, Mammalia, Chiroptera, Miniopteridae.